AUUUUUCUCUAUUUUAAAUUACCUAUAUAGGUUUAGUUUCUUUUUAAAGUGGACAAGAUCUUAUACAUUAUUUCUGUUGAUGUUUUAUAGAUACCUGUAUACCUAGAACCUACAGCUAGUUUAUACAUGCAUUUUAUAGCUGGAAUUCCAAAAGUUCGAUAAGAAUAAUUAUUUGUACCCACCUAUGCAUAAAGAUAUGACUUAUAGUUGGUUAGAUUACUAGGCAUGCACAAUAUUUAAUUUAUUUGGGUUAAGAUUGCUAUAUUAUUGGCAAGUUAAGGUCCAGAGCGGUUGCGCAAAAUGUGGCCACGCCCAUAUUAGGCGCAUUUCCAUCGUUAUGAUGGGUGCCUACCCUAUUUUAGGGACGAAGAGCGACAAAGCGAAAUACGGCUAAGCUAUUUUAAUUUUCUUCUUUUAUCGAAAAUACCGAUUUAUUAAAAAACGUAUUACGUGCUUUAAGCACGAAUGUUGGUAUCAGUCUAUACGAGUCUGAAACAAACCUAGAGUUGUGUCAGUUGUAGGCAAACUCGUAAAUAAAAUAAAACAAUGAGUCCACUGCCCACUUUUCAUACAUGUGUGGUAACAUAUGUGUUUAUGUACAGUAUAAAUUAUAAUGUAACCUACACAGUACACUUAAUAAUUAACAUACAAUAUUUUAAAAAUUAAUUUAGUCUAAGUAUUUUUACAUAACUACCUAACAUGAAAAUAUUAUAAUGUUUUACUAAUAUUAAUAUUACAAUGUUUUACAGUCUGAAAUCAGUACCUAUAGAUAAGUUCGGUUAACAUUUUUGAAAAUGGUACCCACGCAUUUUGCUUUAGUUAGUUUUUUAUGGCUUACAUUGUAAUAGUGAAUAUAAUUUUAAGUGUUUUGUUUGUGGUAAUAAUUAAAAAUAUAUCAAGAGGCAAAAAUCAAUAGUAGUUAGUACCUAUAUUAAUAUAUAUUAAAUGUCGAUGAUACCACACAACGACACAACAAUAUUAAUAGUGCGUUGACAGCGUGAUACUACUUAUAUUGAAAAUGAAGUCGUCGACGAGAUGGACGAAUUCUAAUUACAUUCAGAUAACACUGUUCUUGAAUGCCAUUAAUCAAUAUCAACCAAACGUGAAUGUGAUUGGUUUCUAUGAAAUCAACAGAGGAUUGCUUGGUUCGAUUUUUUUUCAGAUUUUAUCCUUGCUUUUGACAUACUUAAUAGUUCUCGUACAGUUGAAUUCUUCAUUUACCACGCCGAGUUCUGCAGAACAGGACUACAAUACUACUAUGGUAUAAUUGAAAG
Acyrthosiphon pisum (pea aphid) is the source of this 1274-nucleotide messenger RNA. RefSeq names its product Gustatory receptor 63a. Bases 1019 to 1267 code for a protein of 82 amino acids. Gene Ontology annotation, biological process: sensory perception of taste. The record is from RefSeq and is a predicted model, not a curated record. The transcript is spliced from 4 exons. Lineage: Eukaryota; Metazoa; Arthropoda; Insecta; Hemiptera; Aphididae. Gene Ontology annotation, cellular component: membrane.